Molecule: messenger RNA, 1688 nt
Organism: Corticium candelabrum
Lineage: Eukaryota; Metazoa; Porifera; Homoscleromorpha; Homosclerophorida; Plakinidae
Exons: 1
Coding region: 82-633 (183 amino acids)
Source: RefSeq, a predicted model, not a curated record
CUGUCAACACAGGACGUACAUAAAUGCGCAUGCUCAAACCGUUUUUGUCGUUUUUGUACAGUAGCAGAGGAGAAAUUGCAAAUGGCGGAGGCUAGCAACCCGGCACAGCCACUCCAACAGCUCUUAAUACAAUCGUUUGAGACGUUAUCUGAAGAGGAACUAGAUGAGGAGCUGUACAAAGUCAGCGACGAAGACAUCAGAAAAGUGGCAAAACAUCUUCAAAAACAACUGCUAGCAGCGAAAAGAGAAGUCGCUGAACUGAAGACACAGCUCAUAGAGAAAGACAACAACGAAAUAGCGUACAGGAAAGAAAUCGACGAGCUGAAGAGGAAACAGGAAGGAUUGCAAACGUACAUCGAUAAAUUGGAGAAAUUGAUCGAAUUGCUUGGUCGGAGUGUAGGGGAACUGCAGUCACAAGUCGAGGAUCUUAAAAACGACCCACAACACACAUUGGCUCAAACAGCACUAGAUGUGGCACUGGAAAAUCGCGUCAGAUCUGAUAUUCAUAGUGUAAGUCUUACUGAAAUACUUCAAAGAUUGUGCCGCUUGGAAUCAGUGCAGGAGAGAAAUGAGGACUGUAGAGACUAUGAGCAACAAGAUGCUGGACGACGUGAGGGCCCGUUUCUAUCCUAAUCCGGCCCUGAAACUGGGCCCCAGACGCCCCAUCCAGAUCAGACACGUGGUUCAUCUUCAAAUAUCACUGGUUCACCAUCUUAUCAACACAAUCAACAACGCUAUCCAUCACAAACUCCUGGUCACGUGACUAGUGACCAGUUAGUAUACCUGGCUCCUGCUGCCUCUGGUACAGGUGAUGGUUCUGAUGAUCCACGCACAGAGUAUUGUAGUUACAAGAGGCAAGAGGAAGACAUCACAAAAACAGAAUUUCAUUAUCAGUCCACUCGUGUGUCUUUCACAGCUACUCAGACAAGAGUGAAAAGAACGACAACUCAGCAUAGCACUAACACUUCUGGCCGAUCGUCUUCAGACUCUGGUUUGGGAUCUAUUGUACCUGUUUCUCCUUCUGAUGUUGCUCCAGCAGGUCAUUUCGUCAGCCAGCAAGUUGAAGUGUCUCGAGGUACUGACAAUGUUCAGGGCAACGGUCACAUAAAUAAUGCAGACCACCAUACCAGUACAGAUUCUACAGACAGUGGAAUACAACACACAUCAGAUAGAGGAGGUACCGAUUGAAUAUCUUGUGUGUAACCUAAUUGAAGGGUGUUUGUACAUACGUAUACAGAUAACAAUCAUAUUAUGAUCAUAUUGUACGCUGCUGCUUAAUUAAUUAGCCCUUUGAAAUACUGGGAAUCAUAUUUUACAGGUCUCUGAUGAGUGAUUCUUGUUGGACCAGAUCGUUUUCAAGUGUAACGUGUGUUGUAUAUUACUAAUAUAUACCAAUCCGUAUUGAUUAGAAAGUUUAGAAUUUUAGACAUCUACAUAGACUACAAAAGGUUCCAAAGUGGUCACCAGCAUUUACUCUUGUGACUCUUGGCUCUAAGAGGAAAGAGAGUCAAGAGUCAGGGAAUGAUAAUGGUGGGGUGGGAUUGCCUGAGUCUAAACAUCUGACUCAUGUAAAUAUUUAUAACACACACUGAUUGCAUAAACCUGACCCACCACACAAAGCUUUGAAAUUGCAACAUACUCAGUCCAAAUUCUUCAACCAAAUUAAUCUUGUCAGUAAAUUCGUAUAC